Messenger RNA from Ogataea philodendri, 282 nucleotides. RefSeq lists its product as uncharacterized. The record is from RefSeq and is a predicted model, not a curated record. Lineage: Eukaryota; Fungi; Ascomycota; Pichiomycetes; Pichiales; Pichiaceae. The transcript has a single exon. The coding region runs from base 1 to 282 and encodes 93 amino acids.
AUGUUGGCCGGCGAGUCGUCGUCGUCCUUCUUCUUCAACGGAGCCGGCUUGUUCACCAUCUCGGCAGCAGCCUUGGACUGUGCCGACUCUCCGCCCUUAUCCUCGAACUUGCUCUGGUCGAUCUCCGUCACGCCUUUCUUCACCAUCUCUCCGUUCUCGACAAUCCACUGCUCAGGACACAGCGCCCCCACAAACUCGGAGUUGUGCGAAAUCAUCACCACUCCUCCAGUCCACUCUCUAAUGGCCACAGCAAGACCACCCAGAGAGUCUCUGUCCAGAUAA